Messenger RNA from Colias croceus (clouded yellow), 2436 nucleotides. It is a transcript of the gene flw, whose product is annotated as serine/threonine-protein phosphatase PP1-beta catalytic subunit. The transcript is spliced from 7 exons. Lineage: Eukaryota; Metazoa; Arthropoda; Insecta; Lepidoptera; Pieridae. The record is from RefSeq and is a predicted model, not a curated record. Gene Ontology annotation, cellular component: nucleus; cytoplasm. Gene Ontology annotation, molecular function: protein serine/threonine phosphatase activity. Bases 67 to 1041 code for a protein of 324 amino acids.
GGAAGGUAUCGAUAAAUUUGACUUCUUGACUCUUGUUUGACGUAAAAUAAUCGUGGUGUAGUAAACAUGGCGGAAGAACUGAAUGUUGAUAGUCUAAUUCACAGACUUUUAGAAGUUCGAGGAUGCCGCCCUGGGAAAACAGUGCAGAUGUCAGAGUCGGAGGUGCGAGGACUAUGCACUAAAUCCAGAGAGAUAUUCCUGCAACAGCCCAUACUUCUGGAAUUGGAGGCACCACUCAAAAUUUGUGGUGAUAUACAUGGCCAGUACACCGAUUUGUUGCGUCUUUUUGAGUAUGGCGGCUUUCCGCCCGAAGCCAACUAUCUAUUUUUGGGCGAUUACGUCGAUCGCGGCAAGCAGUCUCUCGAAACCAUAUGCCUUUUGCUUGCUUAUAAAAUCAAGUAUCCCGAGAAUUUCUUCCUCCUGCGCGGGAAUCAUGAGUGCGCGAGCAUAAAUCGUAUUUAUGGUUUCUAUGAUGAGUGUAAACGCCGAUAUAACAUCAAGCUGUGGAAGACCUUCACAGACUGUUUUAAUUGCUUGCCAAUCGCCGCUAUCAUUGAUGAAAAAAUAUUUUGUUGUCAUGGCGGUCUUUCGCCCGAUCUACAGGGCAUGGAGCAAAUUAGACGGAUAAUGAGACCCACUGAUGUCCCUGACACUGGUUUACUCUGUGACCUCUUGUGGUCGGAUCCUGACAAGGACGUGCAAGGCUGGGGCGAGAAUGACCGUGGUGUAUCAUUCACAUUUGGUCCCGAUGUGGUCAGCAAGUUCCUCAAUAGACACGACUUGGAUCUCAUUUGCAGAGCCCAUCAGGUUGUUGAAGAUGGCUAUGAAUUCUUUGCAAAGAGGCAGCUUGUAACACUCUUCUCUGCUCCCAAUUAUUGUGGUGAAUUUGACAAUGCUGGUGGAAUGAUGUCCGUUGACGAGACAUUAAUGUGCUCUUUCCAGAUAUUGAAACCAUCUGAGAAAAAGGCAAAGUAUCAGUACAAUGGCAUCAACAGCGGGAGACCAGCCACACCCCAACGAUCACCGCCGAAAAAGAAAUAACUGACGUUUGGGAUCCAGUGUGCUGCACAGUGAGAAGGAUGCUACAAAUAAUUUAAUUUAAUUGUAUCAUGUAUUAUAUUACUACAUUAGUGUAGUCAUCGGACAUAGCCGAGUAUAAUGUCGUCUGUAUAGUUAAAUUAUUUUUCAAUAAUUUGUGCCUUCUGUUUUGUUAGUGAUAUUAAAUUUGAGGUUAGUUUACUCAGUUUUUGAUUGACAUUAUACAUUCGGCGAUGCCUAUUGAUUGCAGCUUUUUCGGUCCCUCAGAUAAUGCAGCCUUAUCCUUUUUUCUUAUAUUGACCCAUUGUAGAAAAUUUUAUUGAAAUGAAGUGGCAGGCUAAGAUGCGGGCAUUGGACAUUAAGCGUCAGAACACUCUUUGUGUAGUUUUAGUGGAUCGAAAAACCUAUUUGAGUUUCUUAUUCUGUAACUAAUGUGCCUAUAAAUGUAAAGUAUAAUAGGUCUUAAGUAAAAUUGGUUGAUUACAAAACUUAAAAUUAUAAGUUUUGACGAUAAUGUUUUAUGAAAACUGACUCGUCUCCUAAAUUAUUCUAUUGUGUUUAUUGUGAUUGGUUUUGAGUAAAAUUGUCCUGAGGAGAAGCUGGCCUAAGACAUGAUAUUAACCUUCACCUGUAGCUAAUAAGUGUUUAUUUGUAUUCUAGGACUCCAUUGCAAUUCACUACAUUGUAUGCUUAGGGAGUGAGCCCAAGUCCCCAGUGAAUUUAAUGUUAUUUUGCAUACAGUAUUACUCUUAUGAUAAGUAGUUAUAUCAAAAUUAUUGGCAAAUUGGCAUGAUCUCCCCAGAGGCUUUAUCUUCGUGUCCUUAGAUCAUCUAUCUAUAAAUGAAUUGAUAUAAUUUGUAAUGACUGUAGAGAGCAGUGUAGUCCUCGCAACAAUAGUGCAAUUGCUAUAUUAUUAUAUUUAAAAUUAUAUGCAAAUUUUGCAUUGUACAAUUUUAUUUUUUAGCUAUGUUAACAUUGUCAAAUAAAUAAUCAUAAAUAAAUAUUACUAUUUAAAAUGAGAUGUUUAUUUUUGUUUCAUUUGUUUGCAUUUACAGACACUGUAUGUUUUCAAAAAUACUUUAUUUCUACAUUUUCAUACAAGAUUUUCUUCUAAGCUUAGAGAUAUGAAAGCUUUAUUAUUUAGUAUGUAGUUUAAUAAUAAAUUUCAAUGAGAUUUCUAAAACUUUUGUGUAAUAUUAUUUGCUUGUUUAACACUGCAUAGGGCUUGCAAUUUGCUUUUGGUAACACUUUGUAUUACACUUAAGUUCAUUUGUUCACUAUGUAACACUUGCAAAAAUUGUUUCAUGUUUUAUUGAGUUAAAGAAUUCUUAGAUAUAUAAAUUUUUGUUAUAUGUUUCUCAGGUGUGUACAAUUUUCUGAAAUAUAAAUUUUAUUCAA